Rotaria sp. Silwood2 is the source of this 7284-nucleotide messenger RNA. The record is from the annotation of a GenBank genome assembly. Lineage: Eukaryota; Metazoa; Rotifera; Eurotatoria; Philodinida; Philodinidae.
AUGACUGAAAAUAAUAAACAUUCAUCAACGGAAAAGAAAUCAGUAAUAUCUUCGAACAAAAAGAAUCAAACAAAGAGAACUGCUACUAUAAAACGAAAACUUACUGGAUCGAAAAUCAGUCAUGAUAGUGAAGAAUCACAAGAAAUAUAUGUUUCUACAGGAUUGGAUGGAAAGUAUUGGUGUGUUACUUCAGUUGAUCAUCAUGUAAACAAAUCCAGAUUAUUUUCAAAAUAUCUAGGUGACGAUGAAGAUUCAACAUCAGAAUCUGAAAAUAUUACUCAGAAAAAACUUAAAAAAAUAUCUUCGUCAACAUCUUCAAUUGAUGAUCGAACACUUCUUUAUUCCAAUAAAACUUUUAUAACAUGUCGAAAUCCUACGAAUUCAUUUUAUCUCUGUCAAGUUCUUCAAAAUGUUUAUAAUAAUACAAAAGAAAUUCGUAUUCGAUGGUGUUCAUUAGCUGAUGAAAAUGAUGAUGAAACAAAAAUUGAUGAAAAUACACAUUUUAAACUUGAUUACGAAGAUAAACUUGAUCUACAUACAAUUCUUACUGAUAUACCAAAUGUUGUUCAUCAUCCGGAUAAAACAAUAUCAUUAACAAAACAAGAUAUUAUCGAAACAAAUAGUUUAUUAGAGAAAUCUAUUAAAGCUGAAUUGACUUCAUCGGAUGAAUCCAUAGAUUCAAACAUAGAUGAUAAUUUAACUAAUCAAUCAUCAAAUCCAAAGAUCAGAAAACAAAAGAUUACAUCGGAUAAUGCUAAAAAACAAUCAAUUAGAAAACGACGACGAAUUAUUAGUUCUGAAGCUGCUCCUGUACGUAAACGGCGACGUACCAAAGAUAUUGAUGAAGUUAUCGAAGGAGAAAAGAAAGUAGUAAAACGAAAACGAACACCGAAAGAAACAACAAAAAAACCUGCUAUAAUAUCAAAAGCACAGUUAUUCAAAGUACAAAGUAAUCGUUUUCUUAAGGAAAAUCACACCAUAACAGAAUAUCAAACUGAACCAUUUUUUGAAGACAAUUUACCUGUUCCAUUUAUAUCAUCUAGUGUUCAAAGUAAAUUAGCUAUACGUGCAGUAUUAUUAAAUGAUUCAGUACUUUUAAAAAGUCUUAUUGAUGAUGUUGAUCAUGUUUGUUCGGUUCAUAUUAGACGUGAUAUGCCUAAGAGUUUAUCAGCUAUUCAUUAUGCUAUUAAAAAUAAUAAUAUUGAUUUACUUCGAAUAUUAUUAGAAGAUUUACAAAUACCAAGAACCGAUCGAUGUUCUUUUGCUAAAGUCACUAUCGAAGAACAAAGUACAGGACAAGCAAGUAUUAAUACUUUGGGCUUUCGAACAGCUAAAAUAAUGGCUAGUCGAGGUGCACGUGAAGGCAAUAAUGCUUUGAUUAAAGAUAAAUACGAAGUCGUUGAUCUCUAUAAUAGAAAAGAAUUUCUUCUGUAUGCAAUAAAAAACAAUUGUUCAAGCGAAAUUUAUAAUUUACUUUGUGAAAAAUAUGCCGUUUGGGAAAUCUAUUCUAAUAUAUCUGAAUGUAUUCAAGCUGGUCAUCGAAAAUUAGCUGCGAACAUCAUCAAUGAUAUGCAGAGUAAAAAUGAUUAUAGAUUCCGUAAACUUCAUUACGAAGUUCUUUUCUUUGAUCAAGAAGAUUUAAUUAUUGAUAGUGCUUGUGAUGUAAUUGAAAAAACGAAAGAAAAUUCUAAAAUAACACCUAUUCAUUGUGCUGCUAUAAAUCCAAAUGCGAAAUAUAUAAAACAAUUACUAACUAUUGUACCUGAAUAUAAUAUUAAGGAUGAUUAUCAACGACGACCAAUUCAUUUUGCUGCUGCUUGCGAAGGAUCAGAACCAUUAGAAUAUCUUAUAUCUAAAAAUGCAAAUCUUAACGAUAUUGAUAAUGAUGGUAAUUCACCAUUGCAUAUAGCUGUAACAUAUGGUCGAGUGAUGAAUGCUGAAUUAUUAUUACGUAAAGCAAAAGAAAAAGCCGAAUCGAAUGAACCCGAUGAACAGAUCAUACAUGAAAAAUUUGGUCUUGCGUCAAUUAAUAUAAUGAAUAAAGCACGUUAUUAUCCUCUUCAUUUAGCUACUAUGAAUAAUCAUUUAGAUUGUAUUAAAGUACUUGUAAACUUUGAUGCACGUAUUGAUGGAUUUACAAGUGUAUCUAAGGAAAAAUUGACACCAUUGAUGUUAGGUUGUCAAAAAGGAUAUUUAGAUAUUGUAUUCUAUUUAAUUAAACAUGGGGCUAAAAUAGAAGCACGUGAUCGAUUUAAACGUACACCAUUAAUUCAUGCUUGUAUGUAUGGUAAUGCUCAUAUUGUAUCAUAUUUACUUCGUAUGGGUGCAAAUGCAAAUGUAUUUGAUUCAUCAAUGAAUACAGCUUUACAUUAUGCUAUUGCAUAUGGAUGGUAUUUUUGUGUUCAAUUAUUAAUUGAAACUGGUGCUAAUGUAAAUUGUGCUAAUAGUUGGCAAACAACAUGUCUUGGAAUAGGUUUUUCUAAAGGACAUUAUGGUAUAUGUGAUUAUCUUUUAACAGAACACCAAGCAGAUAUUAAUUUUAAAACUGAUGAAGGUUUAACAUUAGUUAUGAUAACAGUUAAAUUAGAAAUUUCACCAUCAUCUGUACAACAAUUAGAAUAUGUUGUUGUUAAACAUAAAGCUGAUUGUACAUGUAUUGAUAUUAAUGGAAGAAAUGCAUUUCAUUAUUUAGCAUUAAAUCAAUCAGGACAAAAUUCUUCUUAUUUAAAAGAAAAAGAUCGUAAUAAUUUAAAAAAUUAUUAUUUUCAAAUAGCAAAAAUUCUACUUGAACAUCAAUGUAAUCCUCUUCAAAUGGAUAAUAAAGCUCAAACAUCAUUAAUGCUUGCACUUGAAUUUGGAAAUUUUAUUCUCGUUGAUUUUCUUAUUAAUCAAGCUAAAGUUAAUUUAAAUUUAGAUGUUAGUCAUGAUGGAAAAACAUUAUUACAUUAUUUUGCUAUGAAUUCUGGUAAUGAUAAUCUUAUUCAAACAUUAAUUAGUUUACCUCUGACUGAUGAAUUGAAAAAAAUGGGUCAAAUGAUUGAUAAUCAAGGUCGAAGUCCAUUUCAUUAUUGUGCUAUACAAUUUGAUGAAUUUUGUAAACGAUCUCGAUUUAAUGGAUCAUCGGAAGAAAAACAAUAUCAAUCAAUUAUUAAUAUGAUUCGAUAUUGUCUUGAAAUAAUUGAAUGUAAUCCAGAUCUUGAAAUAAAAUCAAUCGAUAAUGAAUCUGACGAGAAUAUUUCAAAAGAUAAAUAUUUUGAAACAAGUAUUUUCUAUUUAUUACGUAAUUUUUCACAUAGUAAUAAUACAAUUGAACAUCCAUUAGAAAUUUUCUUAAAGAAAACAAAAAAUAUUAAUAUACUUCAUCAUAAAACACGACGAACACCUUUAUUAGAAGCAAUUCAUCUUAAAGAAUAUAAAACAAUUGAUCGUCUUCUUCAUCAAUCAUCAUGUGAUGUUAAUUUAGCUACAUCAAUAAUACCAUCAGAAUGUCAACAAACACCAUUAAUUCUUGCUUGUAAACUUCAAUUAUUUACAGUUAUACGUGAUUUAUUAAAUCAUUCAAAAUGUAAUCUUAUCGCUUAUGAUGAUCAACAUAAUCAAGCAUUACAUUAUUAUCUAGCUACAUCACAACGUUCUGAUGAAUAUUUAGAAAUUUUUCAUCUAUUUAUUGAUAAAUUAAAAUUAAUUAAUAAAGAUAUAUUAAAUAGUCAAGGCAAAUUAAAUCGUACACUAUUACAUAUUGCUAUUUAUCAUAAUUUAGGUACAGUUGAUACUGUAAAUGAUAUUGAACAAACAUUAAUUGAUAAUGAAUGUAAUCUAUUUAUAAAAGAUAAUCUUGGAAAUCUUCCAUUACAUAAUGUUUUUUUACAAAAUAAGACAAGUGAUGAUCCUGUUGAACUUUGUUCACUUAUUAUUCAAGCUAUGAAAUAUAAACAAUUAGAUACAAAAAAUAAUCAAGGAAAUACUCCAUUACAUUUAGCUGUUAUUAAACAUUCAACUGUUUGUAUUAUGCUUUUAUUAAAACAUCAUGCAAAUUUAUUAAUUGAAAAUAAUCUAUCAAAUUCUGUUAUUACUGUUUGUAUUGCAUCGAAUCAUUUAGAUCUUCUUAUUACAUUUCUUCAUCAACCAAUUGAUAUUGAUCUAAGUAAAUUAUAUACUGAAUCCGAUCAAAAUAUAUCUCAAUCAAUAAAAAAUUCAUUAUUAAAAUCAAUUGAAACAACAUCAACAUUAGAGAAUAAAGAAACUUGGGUAUGGAAAUUUGCAUCAAUAUUAAAAGAUAAUAAACCUAUUGAAAAAUAUUCAUUAAUAUAUUUAAUUAUAAAACGUAAUUGGCAAGGAGCAUUAUCAUUAAUACUUGAUGAACUUGAUCGUUUUCAUUUGAGUUAUAAUCAAGUAUUUGAAGCAGCUCUUCGAAAUGAUAAACUCAAUCUUGUUAUUCGUCUUAUAUCAAGUUUAAGAAAUCGAACUGUUUUAUAUGAAAAAAAUUCACAGAAACAAAAUCUAUUUCAUAUAAUUGCUAAUUUACAACAAUAUAAUACACAAUAUUUAGAGAAAAUUUUAAAUUCUCUUCAUAAUAAUCAUGUCUAUUGGAAUAUAUCUGAUCAAUAUGGAUCAUAUCCAUUACAUUAUGCUUGUGUUAUACAAAAUAUAGAAUUUAUUAAUUUCUUACAAAAGAAAUAUUCUAAUGAAUUAAAUUUUAAUCAAAUUGAUGCAUAUGGUAAUACAGCUUAUGGUUUAUUAUUCUGGUCUUCGGCUACAAAAAGUUCAUUUAAUAAAGAAUUUCUUCAAAAAUUAAUUAUUUCUAGUAAAUCAAUGGAUUGUUUAUGUAAUUAUGAUAAUGAAAUUGCUCUUAACCCUUUAUCAUUUGGUCGUAUGAAUUCAUCAUUAAAUAUAACAAUAUCAUAUCCACCAAUGAUAUCUGAAUAUACUUCAAAUCAUAUACUAACAUCACCAUUAAUCAAUGCGAUUGUUCAUAAUCAUUUUGAAUUAGUAAAAUUUUUACUUCAACUUAAUGCUAAUGUUAAUUUUCCCGAUGAAGAAAAACGAACACCCUUAAUGUAUGCUGUUCGUCAGAAUAAUAUUGAUAUAGUAAAAUUACUUUUUAAUAAAGAUUAUGAUCCCAAUGAUAAUAAUAAUGAAUAUUCAAAAUAUCAACGUCGUUUACAAUUAGAACAAAAUCGAAAAAAACCAAAAUCUAAAGGAUUCUUUCUUGGUGUUACAGAAAAUUCAACAAAUGAUGAUGAUGAUGAAAUUUCAAAUAAUAGUGAAACUAUUGAUGAAUCAAAUACAUUUACUGUAACAUCAGCUAUUGAUAUAAAUGCUAUUGAUAUAUUUGGUCGUACAUGUAUUCAUUAUCUAGUUCAACCAUUUCCUAAUGGUUCUUAUGUAAAUAAUCUUGAAUUACUUGAAUUACUUCAUAGAUCAGGUGCUUUAUUAACUAAACAAGAUCUCAAUGGUCUAUCACCUUAUCAAUAUAGUAUUAUGAAUGGUUAUAAACAUUUACCUGAAAAAUUAAGAAUAUUAAUCAAUGACAAACAAUUAAAUUCAACUGAUGAAAUUAUUCAACGUUUUUCUAUUAAUGAUCCAAAUAAAAAACUUCUUGAUCAACCGGAUUAUUAUUCUGAUGCUCAAAAAUUUAUUGAUCAAUAUAUAUCUCUUCAUCCAUCGACAAUUAUUAAUACAGCUUAUCAAGUUGAUCCAUUAUCGAAUAUGAGUCAAACAGGAGAAGUAUUAAUUGACACGCAAAAGAAUGAACCUUAUGAUGUUCGUUUAACUAUAACUGAUGUAAAUUAUGGUCUUAUUGGUUUAUAUAAUUUUUACCGUAUGCAAAUUAUUAAACAUAAAAGUAAAACAAAUCUUUAUCUUCUAUUUACACGUUGGGGACGUAUUGGUGAUGGUGAUGGACAAUAUCAAUUAACACCUUAUUCAUUAUUUGAUGAAUGUCGACAAGAAUUUUGUAAAAUAUUUCGUGAAAAAACUGGUAAUUUAUGGGAAAAUACAGAUCAAUUUCAAAAUAAACCAAAAAAAUAUACAUUAAUACAAUUAAAUAAACGUCAAUUAGAAAAAUAUACAAAUGUUCCAAUUGAUUUUCAACAAUUACAAGAUGAUAAUCAACAUUUACCAUCAAAAUUACAAUCAUCUACUUAUAAAAUUCUUUUCAAAACAUUUUUAAAUCCUCAAACUAUACGAGUAAAUCUUAAUAAAACUGAAUUAGAUGUUGAAUGGAUGCCUGUUUCUCAAUUAAAACCUGAAAAUCUACAAAAAGCACGUGAUAUUUUAGUACAAUUAAAAAAAGAUAUCGAACAAAAAGAACAACUUAAAUUAACAAUUCAACAAACUAUGUGUACUGAACAAAAUGAUAAAAUACAAUCAAAUACUCAAUCACCUAUAGAUGAUAUUCAAAGAAGUCAAUUCAAACUUAUUCUUAAUUCUAUUGGUAAACUUACAAAUGAAUACUAUAGUAUAAUACCUUUACAGGGUUAUGGUGAUGAAAGAUUACCUAUCAUUGAUAGUGAACAAGCUGUUAAAGCACAAGAACAAAAACUUGAUGAUAUACUUGAAUUAGAAUUAUCCUAUAAAAUUCUUCUAGCUGCUCAAGCAAAUUUAGAUCGAGUAUCACCAUUAGAUUAUCUAUACAAAUCAAUAAAUUGUCAAUUUGAAGCCAUGAAUAAAGAUGAUAUUGAUUCACAACUUAUUUUACGUUAUAUUUGGACAAGUGCAUCUAAUAUUCAAGUUGAACAAAUAUUUAAAAUUGCUCGACCGAACGAUGAUGAACGUGUAUUUCAACGAAACCUUGAAAAUCAUUAUUUAUUAUGGCAUGGAACUAAUAUUUGUAACUUAAUUAGUAUUCUUACAAGAGGACUCUUAGUUGGACCUUUAUGUGCAACAGCUACUGGAAGUUUAUUCGGAAAGGGAAUCUAUACAGCCGAUGCUUUUGCUAAAAGUCUUGCAUAUUGUUCAGGUGUUACACUAGAUGAUGGCGAACGUUGUUUUAUGCUUCUUUGUGAAGUGGCUCUAGGUCGUUCUCAAGAAGUCGGUAUUAAUAAUGAAAACUUAAAUGAACCAUUGAAUUUAAGUCAAUACCAAAGUCGUAAAGCUAAUGGUCAUAAAAUACCGGAUCCUCGAUAUACUAUUACUCGAAAUUAUGGUGUUCAAAUGCCAUUGGGUCAAUUGAUCGAGCGUACAGAUUCAUAUUAUGGUUAUUAUAGAUAUGCAUACAACGAAUAUAUUGUUUUUGAUGAAUCACAAAUAGCACUUCGUUAUCUUGUUCAAUUUCGGCGAUAA